This is a messenger RNA of Psylliodes chrysocephalus, 4331 nucleotides long. The record is from the annotation of a GenBank genome assembly. NCBI's taxonomy places the organism in Eukaryota, Metazoa, Arthropoda, Insecta, Coleoptera, Chrysomelidae.
GGUUCAAUCAAAAUGUUAGUAUGACUCUGUCCAUAGUCGAUUUUUUAAAAUCUCGUUUUAAAAAAGCAUCAGAUAAAAGAACAGGUUUCAAGAAAUCGGAAAAAAUGAGACCUGAAGCAGACGACCGUAGAGAUAGAAGAGACUGUCCAAGAGCACAUGCUAAUUUUUUGUCUGCAUUUACAUUUUUUUACAGUAUUAGAACCUUCAGGGACGGUGUAAGACGCGAAUUAACUGAAGAUGAUUUAACAAAGCCUUUGGACGAACACAAAUCAAAGAUACUAGGCGACAAAAUUUCUCAAAUUUGGACUAAAGAAUAUGACAGAGCUAUGGAAAAUAAAAGAAGGCCAAGUAUGUGUAGAGUCAUUUUCAAAACAUUCUAUAAAGAGUUUUUGGUCUAUGGAUUGAUUAUGUUUGUCCUAGAAGUUGGAAUUAGGCUUUUCCAACCAAUUUUCGUGGGAUGUUUUAUCAAGUAUUUUAACGACAUCAAUAAAAAUAAUACAAGUCCGCCAAGACCACCGCAAUAUUUCGAAAGGGUAAUAAAUUUUUGGCAGCCUAACCAGGGUGUAAUUACUCAAUCAGAAGCAUAUUUUUUUGCCGGAGGUAUAGCUCUCUGUAACUACAUAGUUGUUAUGGUAACGCAUCCUUAUAUGCUUGCUGUUUUGCACGUUGGAAUGAAAGUUCGAGUAGCUUGUUGUUCCUUAAUUUAUAGAAAGGCGUUGAGACUAAAGUUUACAUCUUUAGGAGGCCAGACUGUUGGAAACGUGGUAAAUUUGAUGUCAAACGAUGUAACAAGAUUUGAUUUGGCUCCGAUUUUUGUCCAUUAUUUGUGGAUUUCUCCAAUACAACUUACUUUUAUUCUGUAUUUUAUGUAUAAGGAAGUUCAAGAAGCUGCUCUCGUUGGAAUAACGGCAGUUUUUGGUGUAAUACCUAUACAAAUGUUGUUUGGCGUUAGAAGCGCAACAUUAAGAAGAAGAGCUGGUGCGCGGACCGAUGAAAGAGUAAGACAAAUGAACGAAAUUAUACAAUCCAUACAAGUGAUUAAAAUGUACGCAUGGGAAAAAGCUUUUGCAGCAUUAAUAAAAGAGUUAAGAAGGAAAGAAUUGAAAGUUUUAAGACAGACAUCGUAUAUCAGAGGUAUGAUCAUGUCGUUUAUAAUGUUUACAAGUAGAUCUGCGAUAUUUUUGACAGUGAUAUCGUACAUGUUGCUUGGUAAUCACAUAAGUGCUGAGAAGGUGUUCCUGAUAAUUUCAUAUUAUCAAAUUUUGAGGCAAACUAUGACGGUUUAUUUUCCACAAGGUGUUGCCAUGGUUGCCGAGGGCACGGUUUCUGUGCAUCGCAUUGAAGAGUUCAUGUGCAGCGAAGAAACGAACAUUGGUGACCCUACACCUAUAGACAAAUUAUGGCGCAAUAAACCGAGAAAAUACCCAAAACGACCUGCCGAUGCAGCUUUUAGAGGCGAUGCUUACCUUCAAAUAACUCACGGAAUAUCCAAAUAUGGAGAUGUUCUGUGUCUAGAAGACAUAAAUUUGGAAUUUCAACCCGGACAACUCAUUGCAGUUGUCGGUCCAGUAGGAGCUGGAAAAAGUUGUUUAUUGCAUUUGAUAAUGGGAGAAUUACCGCUGUUCAGUGGGAGAUUAAACGUUCGUGGUGUAGUGUCCUAUGCAUCACAAGAAGCUUGGCUCUUUGUCGGUUCCGUUAGACAAAAUAUCCUUUUCGGCCGACAUUUCGAAUAUCAUCGCUACAGAGAAAUUAUCAAGGUUUGCGCAUUAACUAGAGACUUUUCGAUACUUCCUUUUGGCGACAGAACAAUAGUAGGAGAAAGAGGGGUAUCGCUGAGCGGCGGCCAAAGAGCUAGAGUUAAUUUGGCUCGAUGUGUUUACAAAGAAGCGGAUAUUUAUUUAUUGGAUGAUCCCUUGUCUGCUGUCGAUAUACAAGUUGGACAGCAACUAUUUGAGGCGUGUAUAAAAAGAUAUCUGAAAGAUAAAAUAGUGAUUUUGAUCACGCAUCAGUUGCAAUAUUUGAAAAGGGCCGAUUACAUUGUUAUUAUGAACGAAGGGAUUAUACAGUGUCAAGGGCCGUAUCAAGGUCUUAUGGAGCAACCCGACCUCUCGCACUUUGCUACUAUUUUAAAAGAAGCGUCGACAGCAUCACCUAUUGAAGAAAAAGAGGUUGAAAAGUUGUUGAGGGGUAUUUCGGUGACGAGUGCUGUCUUCAAUAGCAUGAUUGAUAUCGAAGGAAAAAAGCGAAGACCUUUGAUUAUUCCCGAAAUGAGGACUACGGGUUCAGUGGAUUUUGCAAAUUAUAAAUCAUAUUUUCGAGCUGGAGCCAAUACUUGUGGCAUCAUUUGCAUGAUAAUUCUAUUCCUUUCAGCACAAAUAAUUGGCAGUGGGGGUGAUUACUUCUUAGCUCAAUGGGUAAAUGUAGAAGAACUCCGUUUUCAUAAAGGUUCCGCUGAAUCUAUGGGAAUUUACAAUGAGUUAAAUCGGGACCAAUGUAUUAUUAUUUAUAAUAUAUUUAUGAUUUUUACAAUCCUUGUAGCCAUCAUAAGAUCGUUAAUAUAUUAUACUAUCUGUAUGAGAUCCUCACAAAGAUUGCAUAAUAGAAUGUUUGAAAGCAUAAUACAUGCCUGUCUUAUGUUUUUCAAUUCUAAUAGUUCCGGUAGAAUUUUGAACAGAUUUUCCAAGGAUCUUGGUGCUGUAGAUGAGCUUUUACCUAAUGCAUUUUGUGACACAACACAGUUGUUACUCAACCUAAUAGGUGCUAUAAUAGUGGUUAGUAUGGUCGAACCUAUGCUGCUGGUUCCAACGUUCCUAAUGUUGAUAUCCUUUUACUUUUUACGAAGAGUGUACUUGGCUACCAGUAGAAAUGUAAAGCGACUGGAAGGAAUAACAAGAAGUCCAGUCUUUGCACAUCUGAAUGCUAGUUUACAAGGGUUAACCACAAUUAGAUCUAAUGGGGCUGAACAAAUUCUGGUAGAUGAGUUCGACGCGUUACAAGAUAUUCACAGUAGCGCUUGGUAUAUGUUCCUUUAUACUUCCCGAGCUUUUGGAUUAUGGUUGGACUUAAUUUGUACCACAUACAUCGGUUUUGUUUCAAUCAGCUUUAUUGUGCUAGCAGAAGAUUAUUAUGGUAGUGCCGUAGGUUUGGCAAUUACUCAAUGCAUAGGCCUUAGUGGCCUCGUUCAGUGGGGAAUGCGACAAUCAGCUGAGCUUGAAAAUCAAAUGACAUCGGUCGAAAGAGUUUUAGAGUUUACCAAAAUAGAGCAUGAACCAGAUUUAGAAUCGACACCUGAUAAGAAACCUCCAUCAAGUUGGCCGAAAUAUGGCAAAAUUGAAUUUAACGAUUGCAGUAUGAGAUACAGCUACUUUGAACCACCUGUACUAAAGCAUUUAAGUUUUGUUGUAAAACCAAAGGAAAAGAUAGGCAUUGUUGGUAGAACAGGUGCUGGAAAAUCGUCAAUGAUUGGUACAAUAUUUAGAUUAGGACAUUACGAUGGAUUAAUUCUAAUAGAUAAUUUGGAUAUUAGCGUAUUGGGUCUGCAUGACUUGAGAAGAAAACUUUCAAUUAUACCCCAGGAACCGGUCCUAUUUUCUGGAACGUUAAGAUAUAAUUUGGACCCGUUCAAUGAGUAUACGGACGAACAAAUUUUUUCAGCAUUAAUGGAUGUAGAGAUUGCCAAUGCCGUGAAGAAGGGUAUAAAUUGUCUUGAUGACAUUAUGCGUGAAGGAGGUACCAAUAUAAGUGUGGGAUCUAGACAAAUGGUGUGUUUGGCCAGGGCAAUUUUAAGAAACAACAUAAUCUUAGUUAUGGACGAAGCUACUGCUAAUGUAGAUGCCCAAACUGACAGAUUUAUCCAAACGACCAUAAGGACGAAAUUUGCGCAUUGUACUGUACUGACAAUUGCACAUAGACUGAAUACUGUUAUGGAUUAUGACAAGAUAUUGGUAUUGGAUGCUGGUCAGUUGAUAGAAUUUGACCAUCCUCAUAUUUUACUUCAAAACAAAGAUGGCGUCUUAUCAGACAUGGUACGUAAAACUGGACCAGGUGUGUCCGACAGGCUAAGAGAUAUUGCGAAGGAUAAUUACAACAGAAAAAUGUUUAGUGAAAAAGCAGUAAUAGUAAAUCAAAUAAUACAACAAGUUUUGGAUCUUGUAGAACUAACAGAAGUCAAACGUGGUUUACAGCCCGAUAUCGGGAUUUUAAAGUAGACUUGGCAACAAAAUACUUUCCUACGAAUUGGAAAUUGAGAAUUGAAAUGACAUAUUUUGUAUUAUCACCCAGAGUUUGUAGUUUUUAUUUUUAGUUAUUUGUAAUACAUAAAUCACUAUACA